AUGGUCCUCUUCAAGGCUAAAUUUACUUUUCAGAAACGGGUAAAACUUGCUCAAACUCUAUGGCUUCUCUCAUGGGUCAGUGUCCUAGUAGGGUGCCUGACGUUUGGAUUGGGGAUCUUCCUCAAGGUGCAGCUAUGGAUACACAGUGAAGUGAUGGACAAUACCGUGGCUCAUGCAGUUCCCAACACUGUGAUAACAGCUGGACUUGUGGGAGUCAUCCUUGGCCUGUUAGCAGGGAAGAUCAGUCAGGACUCGCUUGAUAUGGCCAAAUAUCCCCGCUGGAAGCCACUCAUGCUCCCUUAUUUCUUCCUGACUAUCCUGAGCUGUUUUCUUUGCUUUGCUGCUCUGUUUCUCAGUGUUGUAAUGAGAGGAAGUCUGGAGGAAUCUCUGAAGAUAGGUCUGAAAAAUGGGAUAAGGUUCUACAAGGACACCGACACUCCAGGCCGUUGUUACCAGAAGAGGACAAUGGACAAGUUGCAGAUGGACUUCCAGUGCUGUGGGAACAACCACUACAAAGACUGGUUUGAGGUACAGUGGAUCAGCAAUCGCUAUCUGGACUUCUCUUCCAAGGAAGUCAAAGAUCGCAUUAAAAGCAAUGUGGAUGGCAAGUACCUGAUGGACAGUGUCCCAUUCAGCUGCUGUAACCCCAACUCUCCCAGACCUUGCAUUCAAAUGCAGAUAACCAAUAACUCGGCCCAUUACAGCUACAGUUACCAGACAGACGAACUAAACAUCUGGGUGAGAGGCUGCCGGGAUGCCUUACUCAGCUACUACACUGGAAUUAUGGCCACGAAUGGGGCCGCUGUCACCCUGUUCUUUAUUCUACAGGCUGUAGUUCUUAUCAGCAUUCGUUUCCUCCAGACCUCUAUGGAGAAGAUAACUGGUGUGGAGGAUGUUGAGACCGAUUCUGAAGGAUUUCUGCUAGAAAAGGGUGUAGGUGAGACCAUAAGUAGUAGCCUGGAGAAAACCAAAGCACUCUUCAAGUCCAGUGUUGGAGAAGCAGCGGGUGGAGGGGGAGAGGCUGCAGCCAGCUAAACAGAACAUGAAGAAGACCGGAAAAUGCUCUGAAGAUUGUAUAUAGACUGUAGAGAUAGCCCAAGGCUACUUGUAUAUUAAAUACCUGCCCUCUGCACGGAA
Molecule: messenger RNA, 1137 nt
Organism: Pseudophryne corroboree (corroboree frog)
Lineage: Eukaryota; Metazoa; Chordata; Amphibia; Anura; Myobatrachidae
Gene: ROM1
Product: retinal outer segment membrane protein 1
Exons: 3
Coding region: 1-1035 (344 amino acids)
Biological process (GO): visual perception
Cellular component (GO): plasma membrane
Source: RefSeq, a predicted model, not a curated record